Helobdella robusta is the source of this 1214-nucleotide messenger RNA. RefSeq lists its product as hypothetical. The transcript is spliced from 10 exons. Gene Ontology annotation, cellular component: endoplasmic reticulum membrane. The record is from RefSeq and is a predicted model, not a curated record. The coding region runs from base 43 to 843 and encodes 266 amino acids. NCBI's taxonomy places the organism in Eukaryota, Metazoa, Annelida, Clitellata, Rhynchobdellida, Glossiphoniidae.
AAAAGUAGAUUUCCAUCAUUAAAAGAUGACGCAACCUGCUACAUGUCAAUCAUUGUGCCUGCAUACAAUGAAGAGGAUAGGUUAUCUUUAAUGAUGGAUGAAACAAUGGAAUACCUUCAAAAAAGGAAUAGAUUAGAUCCAAAAUUCACGUAUGAGGUGAUUGUGGUGGAUGAUGGUAGCAAAGAUGACACGUCUAAGAUUGCCUUGAAGUACAGUAGACAGUACGGUUCGGAUAAAGUCAGAGUACUCACCCAAGUCACCAACAGAGGAAAGGGAGGGGCUGUCAAAAUGGGUGUGCUGAGGUGUCGGGGUAAGUACAUUCUAUUUUGCGACGCAGACGGUGCCACGAAAUUUUCAGAUGUUAAUAAGUUGGAGGCUGAAUUAAAGAAGCUGAUUGGUGGAGAGGUUAAUGACGAUAGGGCUGUUGUGUGUGGAUCAAGAGCCCAUCUGGAGAAAGAUAGCAUUGCCAAACGUUCAGUCUUCCGAACCAUCUUAAUGUACGUUUUCCACUUUUGCGUCUGGUUCCUGUGUGUUCGCGGCGUUAAAGACACGCAGUGCGGUUUCAAAUUGUUUAGUAGGGCUGCUGCUAGGCUCUUCUUCUUUAACCUCCACGUCCAUAGAUGGGCCUUUGAUGUUGACCUGUUGCACAUAGCACAGCACUACAAUGUCCCCAUAGCUGAGGUGGCCGUUAGUUGGACCGAAAUUCCUGGUUCGAAACUUUCUCCACUCUGGGCCUCACUUCAAAUGGGGCGUGACCUCUUUCUAAUAAGGCUCCGCUAUUUAACUGGAUCCUGGAGUAUGGUGGAAGAUAGGUGGAAGGAAGAAAAGAAGAAAGAUGAAUGAAUGAAUGAUUUUGUGAAAUGAAUAAAUUAUCGAACAAAUGAAUGAAUGAACGUCUUUUAUCAACCACAAUUCUACUUGAUCAUGCAAUUUUAUCAAACUGUUGAGCUCUCUUUAUCAAUGUCCAUGUAAAAUAUUUGUAAGUAUAUCUCGAUUGUUAAUAUUGUAAACUCAUUAAUGUGCAUGCAGUCCAUACAAAUAUUGUAUCGAAUUGUAUGUAUGUACGUAUGGCAUGUAUGCACUAUGCAGGUACGUACGUACGUAUGUAUGCAUGUUGUUUAUCUUUGUGUAUACGUAUAUAUGUGUGCAUGUAUUGUGUAUGUACGUACACACACAUACAUACAUACAUAGGUAAUGUUUAGAUUUUAAAAUAU